Molecule: messenger RNA, 1846 nt
Organism: Orbicella faveolata
Lineage: Eukaryota; Metazoa; Cnidaria; Anthozoa; Scleractinia; Merulinidae
Source: RefSeq, a predicted model, not a curated record
UGUAGAUGCCUUGACAAUUUUUAUCGUCUAGAUCGUUUUGGAGGGUGCUUGCCAUGCCCCGAAACCGGUGUGGUAUGCAAGAAUGACACGGCGAUAUUGGCGCCCAAUUAUUACUGGAAGUGGACCAAUGAAACUGCAGAAGAAUCAUAUGGAAGAUUUCUUGACAAUAUUCUCACGCCCAACCGAGAUUACAACGACACUUAUUCCAAGUUUAAUGGAUCGCUACCUGCGCCUCUUAAAUGUCCCCAUGUGGCAUCCUGCAAAGGUGGCGUUGAUUCAGAAUGUCAGGAAGGAUAUUGUGGCACCCUGUGUGCAAGCUGCACUACUGAUCACUAUCAUGGAUUUAACACGUGCAUAAAAUGCCCCGAUAUGACAAUCACUGUCCUCUCAUCUGCCGGAGUGGUGAUACUGUUUCUCGCGGUGUUCAUGAUGGUUCUUUGGGGCGACUCAAAGCAUACUGAUAAUGACAGAACUGUCGCAGAUGUCAUCAUGUCGUGCUUCAAGAUUGUGUUGGGUUUUCAUCAAGUUAUCGCAGGGAUUUUCUCAGCACUGACACGUGUUCGAUGGCCGAUAACUCUGAUCACAAUGGAAAAAUAUUUAAAAUUUGUCGAAGGGAAUAUUUUGCAGUUUGCCCCUUUGAGUUGCAUUUAUCCUAGUUUUCGUUUGGAUCCAUUUCUAGAGUUUGCCCUAGCAGUAGCAGUCAACAUCGUGGUUGUUUCCUUGAUCCUGUUUUAUCUACUUGCAAAGCAACGCUACAUCAACAAAAUGGAGAUUGUUAUGAGCGAAAAAGUGAACAAAAUAUCAAGCCUGAAGAAGUCGUGCUACCGAAAUAUAUUCUUAUUUCUUUUAUUGUCAUAUCCAAUGACAAGUAAGAAGAUAAUUCACAUUCUACCGUUGCCUGGGGUUUGUUUAAACAUGUGCUUUACCAAAGACAGAAACGACUGUAUUUCCCUCCUGAGGGCCGAUUACUCAGUCCAUUGCUUUACCGCUCGACACAAUGUCUUCUGGCGCAUUGCUGCUACGUUUUCGCUGUACCCAAUAGCCUUCCCGCUAUUGGUGCUGCUACUCCUUUUCAAGUACCGGGAUUCUCAAGUACAUGCUGAAAUCGCCUUUGCUUUGAGAGUGUAUUUUGAAAACUACAAAAAGACAUACUGGUUUUGGGAGAUAGCUGAAAUGUAUUGGAAGCUAAUGCUGAUCUCGUUGAUCCUUCUCUUUGAAUCUGAAAGCCGCUCCCGUAUCGGAUUUUCCGUGGCCACAGCCAGUGCUUUUGGAAUUGCCCACACCAUCUUCCGUCCAAUAAAAGGGAAAUUUGAAGAUCGCCUCCAGACGUACGCUUUGUGGGUAAUAUUCUUUGACGUUUGCCUUGGUGCAAUUUAUUCGCAGCCUGAAGUCAACGAUGCUCGUAGUGAAAACGAAUCCAUCUUUGUCAAUAUCCUCUUUGUGUUCCUCAACAGCUCGGUACUGCUUGUAACCUUGGGGAAGGGUGUUCUCCAUAUGCGACACUUCUGCGGAAAUGUUACUGCUUGCUUUGGACGAUGCUUCCAGGUUCUUUGUCAAAGCUGCAGGGAUCUAAAGAGAAAAGCAAUUCGCCAAAGGCAGGAUUUGGUAUCAGUGUCUCCUUCAGAGGUUUCUAUCGAAGAACUUAUCCAGCAACCAAUAUGACAAAUUUAAGGGAUUUAAAGCUCAAAACUCUUUUGUGGUCCUGGUUGUGAAGAAAGCUGUUUAGACUGCACUUUAUCGAAUUUUAGCUAAGCCAGGGGAGAGCUGUCAAGGACUUUAAACGAUACUAAAAGUAGUUUCAACUGCAUGUUCGCAUUUACCAUGUAACCUAAAUAUCUUUAUAUAU